This is a messenger RNA of Anopheles arabiensis, 2469 nucleotides long. RefSeq lists its product as uncharacterized. The transcript has 4 exons. Bases 178 to 1416 code for a protein of 412 amino acids. The record is from RefSeq and is a predicted model, not a curated record. NCBI's taxonomy places the organism in Eukaryota, Metazoa, Arthropoda, Insecta, Diptera, Culicidae.
CGAAGCGAUAUACCCGUGCAACGAGCCUACGCACACUAAUAAAACCGAACGCACGCAUACGUAUAAGGGAAUAACUGUGUAAAAGAUAUGUAACAGAGGUGUUGUAAUAUUGGAUUGGAAUAGUGGCAAAGUUGUGGCAAAAUGCGUAAUCACCAGCUGGGUUUUCCACACUAAAAUAUGCAAUCUUCCCGCCUUCCUUAUUUCGUAACUCUUUUCAUAGCAGUCGUUUUGCAAUAUUUACCAAAUGAAAAAAGUACCUCAAAAAGGCCUUUGGAAAAUGUAUGUGACUACGACCGUAACAUACUUUGUCCGGAAUGCGUCUCAAGUGGCUUGGAGUGUAAUAAAUUUGAUGAUUUAUUUAAACUGCAGGAUGAUAAUGUAUUCAACAUUAUCAAUAACAUUUUCAAUUCACACACUACUAGAAUUGGUACAAUUGUUCAGGAAAAUAAAUUAGCAGUGAUGAAACAUUUAAACCGUGAUAACACUAUCGAAAAAUUGUUACAAGAAUACUGUGACGCUUAUUCGCUGACAAAACAAAACUGCCGUUGGGCACAGCACGAUGGAAGUGUAGAUCGAGCAAAAGAAUUUAUUACGACAUCAAUCCUUGAUAGUGCAAGGGUUGAAGGAUGCAUCUUUUGUCCAGCCACAAACAAUCGGCAAAGUUUGCAACGUUUUCUAAGCUUAUUCGACUCGACUGAUAAUGAGCUGUGGAAUUUGCUUGCUGUACGCACAAAUGUAGAGCCGCUGCUCAUCAAACUGUUAACUGUUAAUUAUCACGAUGGGCCGCCGUUAUAUGUUCCAAAACUUUUGCACACAUUUGGCUUCUCCAUUAUUGAAACCUAUGAAGGAAAAACGUUGGAACAUUAUUACGAUUUCCCGUUCGUGACUCGUAUGGGCAUUGCUGCUGAGCUCAUCAGGGCAGCAUUUAAGUUCACGGAAGGAAUACACGGAUUUCGUGUUUUUUUAACAGAUAUAAAUCCAGAUAACGUGGUAGUAAAUCUUAAAAACGAUAGCAAGCAAGUGUACGUAUCCAUCGUCGAUUUAGAUAAUGUCAUUUUACUGGAUAGCUGGGCGGAAGUAUUUCUUACGAAAAAUACGCAUCAUGUGCACAGUAAAAUCGAAUGCAACGGAUGCUUUGCUUACGUCCAGGAAGAUGUUUGCCGCUAUCAAAAUAGUGAUUUGAAUUUGUUUGCCACAUGUCAGUUACUGCUAGAAAAUUUAAAUGGACACUACGCUAAAGGAUUGCUUCAUUACGAUCGUGAUGCUGAAGCAUUCCCAGUGCUUGGUGAAGCUUCAAAGAUGCUACAAAAUCUUCUGACAGAGUGUGUUUACUGUCAACCACCGGAUUGCCAAAACAGAUCGCACAUUUUGAAAGAUAUGCUUCACAUCAUAGAUCAAACAAUAAUUCAAUCGUAACCGCUACACUGUGCUGUUAUUUUUUACACUUUCCUGCAUUAAUGUUACAUUUUCCUCUAACUUGCCGAUCCGUACGUUCGUCUUCUUCCAUAGCUUGUACUUUUUGUAUAUAUUCGCGAAGUUCUUUUAGCUCACACAUGGCCUUUUUUGUUAGUUGACCUUCUGGCGUCGUACGAUGCUCAAAUACUAACAUACCUAUAGCUUCCUUUAAAGCAGCUUCUGACAGUUUCAGGCGUUCCUGCAGUAAAAUAAGCAAUGUAUACAUAUUUAGAAGAGAAUAUUGAAACAUUACAAUAAAAACCCGAACACCCGAUCAUACCAGCAGUUCAGGAGUUUUGAUCUCUCCUAUGUCGUGGUUGCGGCGUGAUAAAUCAACUAAUGCUGCAUGAUAUUCAUACAAAGCAAUCCCCGUUAAUCUUGAUACACCCGGAUCCAGUACGCGUAAUAUUUGCAGCAUCUCUUCGCAUAGUUCUAGCUUGCGUUUCAAGGCUUGACGAGGUACGUUGUGUAUAUCAUAAGACAUGCACAUGUUCCGUAGCUCACCAGCAAGGCUUUGCUUUGCUUCUAGUACAAGAGAAUGGUGUGGAUUGAGCGUUUUUGAAUGUUUUCCUAUUACUUUCUCCAGGUUACGACUAUCAAGAGCUGAAAGUGUAGAAAAUAUAUUAUUAUAUUGUAAUUCGCAAAUAGGUCAAUAUCUUCUGUAGCUCAUACCACAGCUGGAAAUAUCGUCUCUGGCCUCGCACAUGAUCUGAUUGACAUACUCCCUAGGCAGUUGAUGGCCACACGUAAGACAUUCCCAUUUUGGUCUGGUUGGAUAGCGUACGAUAGGAUGGUAUAACAAUAAAAGUAUAGAAAACCAUUGAAAGUAAGCAACUACGCAGGAUAUUCACAAUUAACUUACGUUUCUGGAUGGAAAACACAUAACCCAUCGUCACAGGCCGUACAUUUUAGUGAGCUUAAAUGGGUGCCCAAUUCGGUUGGAUCGCUGCAGCGUGCACAGUUACAUAUAAAGUAUUUUCCUUUUCUAAGAUGCGUUUGUCUUUCAAAUGUGCU